AAAAUGGCAGUACAUAAACCGUGCAAAAUGAGCUACGUUUCGGUGUUGAUCUUUCUGUUCGCUUUCAGUUGUGUUUUAAAGGAAGUCUCGAGUCAGUGGCUUAGCAGAAAAACGUUUACAUUUACCAAGAAGUUCAAGCGCUUUUCUUGGGAGAAGUGUGAAAACCCAGAUGCUCCUUUCCAUUUGAAGACUCUUCAUGUGUAUCCAAACGCGAUUCCUUCACCUGGAAUUGUGUUAGGCACUGCUUCAGCAUCUACAGCGGUUGAUUUGACCUCUCCUUUACCUGUCAACCUGACAUUGGAAAAAGAAGUAGCUGGUGCUUGGAUCCUCCUGCAGAUGUCCAUUCAAAGCUGGUGACUACAAUUGGCCAACGCCUGUCUCUGGUGUCUACAUACCAAAUUUUUCACUGUCUA
Messenger RNA from Danio aesculapii, 413 nucleotides. Its product is annotated as ganglioside GM2 activator. Gene Ontology annotation, cellular component: cytoplasmic side of plasma membrane. Lineage: Eukaryota; Metazoa; Chordata; Actinopteri; Cypriniformes; Danionidae. The transcript has 5 exons. Gene Ontology annotation, molecular function: enzyme activator activity; lipid carrier activity. Gene Ontology annotation, biological process: ganglioside catabolic process; lipid transport. The record is from RefSeq and is a predicted model, not a curated record. The coding region runs from base 4 to 357 and encodes 117 amino acids.